Messenger RNA from Penicillium roqueforti, 1212 nucleotides. Its product is annotated as glycoside hydrolase family 5 protein. Gene Ontology annotation, cellular component: extracellular region; cell surface. The coding region runs from base 1 to 1212 and encodes 403 amino acids. Gene Ontology annotation, biological process: glucan catabolic process. The record is from RefSeq and is a predicted model, not a curated record. Gene Ontology annotation, molecular function: beta-glucosidase activity. The transcript is spliced from 3 exons. NCBI's taxonomy places the organism in Eukaryota, Fungi, Ascomycota, Eurotiomycetes, Eurotiales, Aspergillaceae.
AUGGGUGUGAUAUCUAAAUUCGCCGCAGUCACCACCUUGACCACCCUAGCCACCCUGACAAACGCCUGGCUACCGGAAGAGAACAAAUCCAUCACCGCCAAAGAUGGCACAAACCUCUUCAAAUCCUCCAACGGCAAAAUCCGCGGCGUAAACCUCGGCUCCCAAUUCGUCUUCGAGCCCUGGAUCGCUGAGAGUGAAUGGAGCGGCAUGGGUUGCGGCGGAAAGAACUCGGAAUUCGACUGCGUUUCCUCACUCGGCCAAGACGCCGCGAACACCGCCUUCGCCAACCACUGGGCGUCUUGGACGACGCAGGACGAUAUCAAUGAGAUGGUGAGCUAUGGCUUGAACACCAUCCGCGUGCCGGUUGGUUACUGGCUGCGCGAGGACAUCGUUGAUGCCGACAGCGAGCAUUUCCCCCAGGGUGGACUUGAUCGGCUGAAGAAAUUGUGCGGCUGGGCUAGUGACAGUGGUUUGUAUAUCAUUAUCGACUUGCAUGGUGCGCCCGGUGCGCAGGAGGCGGAAAAUGCGUUCACGGGCCAGUAUGCUUCUGAGCCGGGCUUCUAUACGGAUUACAACUAUGAGCGUGCGCUCAAGUGGCUCGAGUGGAUGGUGGACCUUGUCUACCAGACGGAUGAGAUGAGGAAUGUGGGCAUGUUGGAGAUUGUCAAUGAGCCUGUUCAGGAUGAGGCGUCGGCGUCGUCUAUGCGGUCGAAGUAUUACCCGCAGGCUGUUGAGCGUAUCCGUGCCGCUGAGCAGAAGCUUUCCGUCGAUUCGAAUGACUACCUCCAUAUUCAGACGAUGGAUAAGUCCUGGGGCUCGGGUGAUCCCAACGAAUAUCUCGACGACUUGACCUACAUGGCCUAUGAUGAUCAUCGUUACAUCAAAUGGGAUACCAGUGUUAGCCCCUCGCAUGACAACUACAUCAGCACUUCCUGCGGCGAUAACCGCGAUAGCAACUGGCCCAACAUUGUCGGCGAAUGGAGUCUUUCUGUGCCGGAUGAUAUCGAGGCGUCGUCGGAUUGGGAGCCCAGUUCGAAUACCGACUUCUAUGGAAAGUGGUUUGCGGCGCAGGUUCACUCCUAUGAGAAGCAGCAGGGAUGGAUCUUCUGGACCUGGAAAUCUCAGCUGAAUGAUUACCGGUGGUCUUACCAGGAUGCUGUCAAGGCUGGGGUUAUUCCUAAGGAUUUGAACAGCGUGCAGAGUGUUUGCUGA